This is a messenger RNA of Lottia gigantea (owl limpet), 1041 nucleotides long. RefSeq lists its product as hypothetical. Bases 1 to 1041 code for a protein of 346 amino acids. NCBI's taxonomy places the organism in Eukaryota, Metazoa, Mollusca, Gastropoda, Lottiidae. The transcript has 2 exons. The record is from RefSeq and is a predicted model, not a curated record.
AUGAAUGCAUUUCUCGAUAAAUACGGAAAAGACACGACCACAAACUUUCAACUUUUGAAAUGGGCUAAGGAAUUGAACGUCUCGCCGUUUUAUUAUUGCAUGCGAGAUGAAAUUGAUGAACUGAAAUACAAGAAAGAGAGAAAGUUGACCAAAUUAGAAGCUAUUGUCACGGACAAAUCGUAUUAUUUCAAUCUUCCAUUCGAAAGUGACACUGCCUUCGAUGAAAAAGACCAAAUUUAUAAAUCAAACAAAUACGGAUUCAAAGCAGAAAUAAAAGUAGGUACUCUCGCAUACGGAGAACCUAAAAACGUAUUCGAUAUCGGCGAAACGCAAGAGUUUUCUUUUCGAGGUAAUUGUCUGAUUCAAAUAGAAUUUCCCAUGAAGGUUAAAGUCAAUAAAGUAGUCUUCAAACAAACUGGUAAUGCCGUCAAACAUAUUUCAUUAUUCAAUGAUGGUAAUUUGGAAGAGAAUAUACGUUUGAUUGAUAAAAGGGAUCAGGAAAUUGAAACGAAAAAUGGUAAAUAUGUAGACACCUUUAAAAUGGAAGUAGAAAAUGAUAAAGAUAUCAUUGGAAUCAAAGAUUUAGAUAUGAUAUUGGAGCCGGAAAAUCCACCAUCAACCAACAUUGUCAAAAUUCCACGACGCUUACACGUACACAGAAAAAUAGAAUCGACCAGUCGCGAGUUUUUACGAACAACAGACUUUGAAUACGUAAAACUAUAUUUCGCUUUAGGUGAAAAAUACACCUCGAUCGAUGUUCAUAAAAGUCAACAAGAAAGAGAGUUUAUAGUGCAUUUAUCGUUUGCCGAAGACUCCAUCCUUGAAGGUGGUGGUUUUAUUUCUAGAGCCAAGAUAAACAUCGAAAAAGAAAAAAUAAAAUAUUCCUAUCAUCUUAACGAGGACCAUACGAAAAAAGAAAUGUCGUUAGUACGCGUAAAUGUUUUUACUUUUAAUACCCGCAAAUAUAAUAAUGCUAGGCCAAACAAGCGCGCUCUAUACGAUAUUCCGUGGUUCCAUUUAUCGGAAAUUCACUUAAUUUAA